AUGAGCCACACGCAGGUCUGGGACAUUGACGAGGAGAAGCUUCUGUGCCAUUUCUGCCUGGAGGAUGAAUGCAAGGAGGUGCUUUCAUGGUUUGAAGAAAAGGGUUACAAGCGUCCGGAGGUUUUUUCCGAACGGGUGGCUCUCUCCAAAAGCCUGCGUGAGGCCAGCAAUGAGCGCGUCAAGGAAGCGGACAUUCGGGAAGCCAUGAUGCUCGCGCUUUGCAGCCUGCACUGCCUGGAUUUCAACAAGGGUCAGUCAGUGCUGCACUCUGAAGACGAGAAGACGGAGGCAUCGGAUGCAAUUCUCCCUCUCCUGAGCAACCUGAGUUACAUCUUCUUGAAGCGCAACGACUCGCACAACUCCGUCCGGGCGGCCACCUUGGGACUCACCUAUUGUGACAGGAAGCCUGGCGCCCCAGCUCCCAUGCGGGCGAAGCUUCUAUUCCGCCGAGGUCUUGGAAGAUGCCAAGCGAAAGACUUCGAAGAUGCUUCUGCAGACUUCAUCGGUGCAGCGAGGAUCAUGCCAGACGAUCGCGAGAUUCGAAAUGCACUGGAGGAGUGCAAGGCAGCUGCCCGUAAACAGAGCAGCGACUCUCACAGCAAGUGGCGAGGAAUGAUGACAACGGGUACUGACAAACUGAAGGCUUCCGCACGAAGGUUCUACAAAAGGGCACGGCGACAAAUGCGCGAGGCAAUGGCAGGCAUGGCCGAACCCUUGUUGUUUCUGGCCAUUGUCCUUCUUGCACCUUUGAUCGCCGGUGCGGUGAAUUUCCUUCUGAAGUGGCUGAAGGGUAAAGCUAGGUAG
Molecule: messenger RNA, 804 nt
Organism: Symbiodinium sp. CCMP2592
Lineage: Eukaryota; Dinophyceae; Suessiales; Symbiodiniaceae
Source: the annotation of a GenBank genome assembly